UCGAGGGGCUGGAAAUGGUACAGAAAUAGCUGGGAGACAAUGCUGUCAGCUGGCACACGAGCGAGGAACGUGCUACUGUGUGAACAGAAAAACCAGAAUAGGCUGUGGGCGUUGGGGGGGGGGUAUUGUCGCCCCGACCCUGGAGAAGAGGGUGACGGGCCCCUAUGCUCCGUGCCCGCCUGCAGGCGCCCCACUCCAAGGGGGCCGCCAGAGAGACUGAAGCUCGGGGGACGCCACGGUUGGGGGGACUGGAUUCGGAGGGACGCAGGGGGCGGUGGCCGCAGGUGACCUCCUGGAACCUUCAGGCUAGGCCGCCCUCACCCCCUGCAGCUGGCUUGCGGGAACCGCCCCCCGAGACCGCGCCCGGCCCCCGAGAGCCGCCUGUUUCCACGACAACCGGACAAGCCUGGCCCGGGCGGCCCGAGAGACGCCCCGCGUGCGGGCCCAACCGCCUCGGCGCGCGCCCCCCGCCCCGGGGCCUCGCCGCCCAGCCAACCUCCGCGACCCGGAGUCCCGGACGCCACGGAGCGACCCCAGCCGCCGCUUCUCGCGCACCCCUCACUCACCUCCAACGCAGCCCGCCGCCGCCGCGUUCCCGCGCGGCUCCUACCCGCGCCGUUGGCCCGAGCCCGUGUCCCGGACCCGCGCAUGGCGCGACGCCUCCUGCCGGCCGCCCAACGGACGGGGCGGUCCCUCGGGGGCGGGGCAAGGUGGGCGGGGCCUCGAGGGGCGGGGCCGGCGGCGGGAAGACGGGAGCGCGAGCUCCUCUUGCGGCCAACCCGAGACACGGAGCGGACCUCGGGAAGGGGCGGGGCUUCCGAGGGACGAGCUGCUGGCCCAAUGGACGCCGGAUCAUUCCCUCUGGAGGAAGAACAUUCAAGCAACCCUGGAGGGGUCCACGUAGCAAGAAAACCAAUGCCUCCCGUCAAGACAGCACCAACUUGCCACCCGCACGAGCCAUCCUGGAUGUGGGUCCCCCAGCCCCAGGAACCUCCAUGGCUGCCACCCCAACCAACACCCUGACCGCAUCUAUUGAGGGACCCUCAGCCAGAAGUGGCUCAGACAGUAGAGAAUCUGCCUGCAAUGCAGGAGACUUGGGUUCGAUCCCUGUGUUGGGAAGAUCCCCUGGACGAGAAAUUGGCUACCCACCCCGGUGUUCUUGCCUGGAGAAUCCCAUGGACAGAGGAGCCUGGUGGGCUGCAGUCCAUGGGGUCGCAAAGAGUCGGACACGACUGAGGGACUAACACAGCCAGAAUCACCCAGCAAAGCUGCUUCCAAAUUCCCAGCCCUCAGAAACUACCUGAGAUGAGGAAUGUUUACUCCUGACUCAUGCCCCUAAGUUUUGGGGCCAUGGUUAUGCAGCAAUAGAUCAAUAGAUCAAUGAGUGCCCCUUAUCCAGAAAGGCCUCCCUGCCCCCAGACCUGGCUGCACGCCCCUCCUCUGUGCCCCUACAGACUUUUUUUUUUGGCCUUGCCACUCGGCUGGUGGGAUCCUAGUUCCCAACCAGGGAUUGAAUCUGGGCCCUCGGCAGUGAGAGCACGGAGUCCUAACCGCCGGACCCACGGGGGAAUUCCCUCCCACAGACUUUUGUUUUCUACCUUUUUAUUCACCAAGUCCAUGUUAUAUCAAACCACGUUCCUUAAAUGCAAAUCAGAGAUUUCUCCUCCCCGUGCUGCGGUCCUCGAAUCACUUCCCUUCAAGCUUUAAGUCCACGCCCUCCUCCAGGGGGGCCCUGCUGACCGCUCCACCUGCUCUCUCCCUCCACCACGGAGCUCCAGCGACGCCAAGCUUCUGUCUUCAAACACACCAAGCUCACUCCCUCUUCUGAAGCCUUUCCCCUUGCUGCGUCCUCUUCCCCAAACGCUCUUCCUGCUCUGCUGGCACGAUGCCAUCUUUCUCUCCCCGAAACCCAGCUCUGGAACUUCUCCAGUGGUCCAGCGGUUACGACUCCUCACUUCCACUGCAGGGGCCAUGGGUUCGAGCCCUGGUCAGGGAACUAAGACCCCACAUACCACAUGGUGCAGCCAAAGCAAACACAUCUGUCAUAUCCUGACCAUUCUCAUAGUGGUCACCCCCAUGCUCGUUCUCUGCCUCACAACCUGCUUAAUUCAUAGGCCUUUAUCACCAUUUGCUUGUGUAUUGGACACACACUGGGAUUUGAGUUCUGUAAAGGCCAGCUCCUCAGCUGUCUUCUUUACUGCUACACAUGGCACAGAGUAAGUGAAAAAGUGCUGGUCGCUAAGUCACGUCUGACUC
Bubalus bubalis (water buffalo) is the source of this 2256-nucleotide messenger RNA. Its product is annotated as proline-rich protein 2-like. The record is from RefSeq and is a predicted model, not a curated record. The transcript has 2 exons. The coding region runs from base 165 to 1244 and encodes 359 amino acids. NCBI's taxonomy places the organism in Eukaryota, Metazoa, Chordata, Mammalia, Artiodactyla, Bovidae.